Molecule: messenger RNA, 378 nt
Organism: Owenia fusiformis
Lineage: Eukaryota; Metazoa; Annelida; Polychaeta; Sabellida; Oweniidae
Source: the annotation of a GenBank genome assembly
AACCGUUUAAUACAAAACAACUAAUUUCCCUUCUAUUUCAGCAUGUUUUCCUGACUGGGGGUAACAGCAUGUAUGCAAACUUUGCAGAGAGACUGGAACGUGAUUUACUUGAAAUGAGACCCUUUAAAUCCACCUUUAAUGUUAAGACAGCAAAUGAUCCCAUAUUGGACUCAUGGUAUGGAGCCAGGAAAUUAGCCAAUUCCACAGACUUUGAUUCUCUUUGUAUCACAAAGAAGAUGUAUGAAGAGAAUGGAGGAGACUACCUCUCUGAACAUUUUGCAUCAAAUAGAUAUAUCCCCACGCCUGUUUUAGUGCCAAAGUAAAUACACAUGUGUAUGUGGAACACCUUAAGUUUCAUUGAAAAGGAAAUCCACCAAA